Molecule: messenger RNA, 1764 nt
Organism: Xenopus laevis (African clawed frog)
Lineage: Eukaryota; Metazoa; Chordata; Amphibia; Anura; Pipidae
Gene: tm2d3.S
Product: TM2 domain containing 3 S homeolog
Exons: 6
Coding region: 6-749 (247 amino acids)
Biological process (GO): G protein-coupled receptor signaling pathway
Cellular component (GO): cytoplasmic vesicle; endoplasmic reticulum; plasma membrane
Source: RefSeq, marked provisional
GGAAGAUGGAUCUGAUGAUGGCUUUGAAGAGAGUCUGUCGGGUUUUGCUGUUUGUCACGCAGAUGUAUGUGUUCUCCGGCCGCGGUUCCUUGAGCUUUGAGUACUCCCAGCCAGUAGCUCAACCCCUAAAAGACACUUUUCCAUCUUCUACAACUGCAACAAGUAUCAAAGCAACAACCACAAAGAUGCCAGAAUAUAUGGAAAUAUGCCCAAGCAAUGGACAAUGCAGCAGGCUGGCUUCAGAUUGUAUGACCUGCGCUACAAACUACUCCUGCAUUUAUGGAAAGCUUGUCACAUUUAACUGUACUGCUAAAAAUGGGGUUGUCUGUUUUGAUGAAAACAGCCAACGCCAGGAAUAUUUCACCAUCAGUAUGGCUUGUCAGUUUUGCUGGCAGCUUCCCCCUUCAGAUUAUGUGUGUAAUCUUUCCAGCAGCUGCAAAACCAUCUCCUGCCCCAGGCAACGCUACAACACAACUUGUACAGUUCUGGAUCAUGUGCAUUGCUUAGGUAAUCGGACAUUUCCAAAGAUGCUUUAUUGCAAUUGGACAGGAGGAUACAAGUGGUCAACUGCUCUGGCUUUAAGCAUUACCCUUGGUGGCUUUGGGGCAGAUCGUUUUUAUUUGGGACAGUGGCGAGAAGGACUUGGAAAGCUCUUCAGUUUUGGCGGCCUAGGAAUCUGGACUCUUAUUGAUGUCUUCUUAAUCAGUGUUGGAUAUGUUGGUCCUGCAGAUGGUUCCCUUUAUAUAUAAAUUUGUAUUUGCUGCUAAUAAGCAUGGAAUGCCACCAUUCAGAACACUAGCGGUUAUGGCACACAGGAUUUUUUGAUUGCUUAAAGUACAAUUAAGGUCCCCAUCCGCAGCAGUUUUCCAUUCUGAUGACUAAGAAACAGCUAUUCCGUGGCACAUGCCAUUUCCACAUGGAUAACUGUCAUCAUUCCCUUGAGCCAUUCCCAUUUAAUAGGAAUACAUGGCAGCCAUUGUCUAUUUAAAAUGGCACUGGGAUGCUGUCUGACAUGGGCAUUCUUAUUGCUACGGCCCUUCCUAUGGCAAUCGAAAACUUUGUGUUCCAUUAACUUCUUUUUUUGUUCUGCUUGUGUAUUUUUAUUGUAUGGUAUCUGUACUGCAUCUGCCUUUUCAUUAAGGUAUACUAAAAUGUCUCCCCCCCCCCCUUAUUCACUUUAUAUCUUUAGGUUUGCAUUAUUUCAGACCUUUUUUUUCUGUGAAAAAUAAGCUACUAUAUAAUUUUACUAAUUUAAUAAAUAGUUUAGUUGAUUCGUACUUGAAACUGGUAGCCCAGAGUGAUUAAGAGAGAGAGGAAUUUGUCAACAUUCACACGUUUCAGAACUCAUAAAAAUUUAUUUCCAGAGAGAGAGGAAUUUGUCAACAUUCACACACAUUAGAACUGCUAAAAAAGGUAUUUCCAACCAAGCUAUUUAAUCAGAUUCUCUAAUAGUUCUUCUUUCCUUAAAGGGUGAAAAAAACAUACACUAAUAUCCUAUAUUUUGCAAUGAAAAUAUUAAGAAGUUGAAUGACAUUGUUUCAUGUCUGGAUUCUGAUGUAUUUUUAUUUGAUGCCUCCACUAUUAACCUCUUCUUCUGCAUACCCCGUAAACCUGAAGUAUUUGAAAAUCCUUGGAGGAUACAAAGAAUGCAUGGGUUAGCUAUUGAAGCAUGCUGUUGCAUAAUUUGGGGGAUGUCUUGGCAUUAUUUAUUGCACUGGGAUUUGGAAGUAUUCACAGCUGCAAGGGGGUUGCUCUUGUAUUAAA